AUGACCCUCGUAGUAGACCAUAGUAGCAAAUCAAUGCUUGGACCCCCUAGAUCCUUUAAAACCUGUCACCCCAUCUUUGUAGAUGAACUCUUUCCUACCUCUGACUUUCCCAUUCAAUCCAUCAUAUUCCUACACAGAGGAGAAAUCAUUGCUAAACAGUGGUACUACAGACUUCAACCUAGCAUGGCCAAUGCUUCACCAGCUGCCUCUAUAUUGGCCCCACGCUCAGAUGAGCUUGCAAAAAUGCUUGUCAAAGCCAACUGCAUGUAUUGGGGGUGUAGUCUGAUGAAAAUGGUGUAUCAGUUUAUUAGGAGUUGUUCUAAACACAAAGAAAAUCCCACUGAACUUCCACCUCCCAAACUUCCUCGCCUAUGUAUGGUUUAUUCUGCCAUUGCUGUGCCUCUUGUCCCGAGUCUGAAAGGUGCAGUAUACCUGCUUGAGGAGCAAAUUGAUGGAGAUUUUGUGAAGUAUAUUAACAACAACAAUGCCUCACCUAGACCUGGUUUGAAUGACCAGCAACAGUUGAUCACUGAGUUUCUUUGUUUCGUGCAACAUGUCCAGUAUAAUAUCUCUCAUGGUCUUGCUUUCUUGUCUGAUUUCCAAGGUAUUUAUUUCAUUUUUAGGUCCUAA
Molecule: messenger RNA, 630 nt
Organism: Serpula lacrymans var. lacrymans S7.9
Lineage: Eukaryota; Fungi; Basidiomycota; Agaricomycetes; Boletales; Serpulaceae
Exons: 3
Coding region: 1-630 (209 amino acids)
Biological process (GO): protein phosphorylation
Molecular function (GO): ATP binding; protein serine/threonine kinase activity
Source: RefSeq, a predicted model, not a curated record